GUGAAGCCGAUGGGUUCGUGUGUCGCUUCCUCAAUGCAUCGUCGCGCACGCGGACUUUUGUAUCGUGCAGCGACAUUUCCUGAGCGCGAGUCUCUGAUGGUCAGCGCAGUUCGGCUCGCGCACGGCGGCUUAUGAAGAACCGCAGAAUGAUUUUGAUCGCGUUAUUUCUCACGGCUGUGUUGCGCGUCUCGGCUGGGAAGGCGUCCCCACCAUACAGACCAAAUGGAGAAUGUAACAAUAGCACAUCUGAGUAUUACGUCAAAGAAACCCAAUUGUGCUGCAGUAAAUGUAAACCAGGGACUCGUCUGGGGACAAAGUGCACGAAUGAUCAGGACACAGUCUGUUUGCCUUGUCCUGAUGGACAGUUCUUGGAAAAAAUGAACUAUAAUACAAACUGUUUUUCAUGUCGAAAAUGUGAUGAAAACAAAGGACUGAUAAUUAACAGAAUUUGCUCUGCUGAUACCAAUGCUGAUUGCAUUUGCAAACCUGGAAUGUACUGUGCUGAACCUGGUUCUGCAUCUGGAUGUUCGCAUUGUAAAAAGCAUAAAAUCUGCAAACCUGGGGAUGGUGUUGUUCAACAUGGAACACAUUUAACUAAUGUCAAAUGUGGACCCUGUCCUAAAGGGACAUUUUCGAGCGACAGCGAUGCUAAGCUGUGCAAACCACACAGACGAUGUGAAGGAAGUUCAGUUUUGAUUCCUGGUAGCUCUACAGCUGACACACAGUGUGGGACACCAUUAACGACAAGCACUCAGACCACCAAAAAAAUCCCAAGAAACCUUCCUACAGUAAAGCCGCGUGGACCCCCGAUCAGGACACAGGCAGUGCCACAUAUUACCACCUCAAGAUCUCUGCCUCCAUCAUCCACCGUGACACUCAUAAAUCGAACCUUGCCUGUACCAAAGCCCACCUCUGACGAUUAUUCCAUGACUUUCAUCUACUGCACUGGCAUUGUUGUUGUGCUGGUGGUCCUGAUAUUGACUGUAAUAGUUACUGGGAUAAUUUACAAAAACAGGAAAGGCAAUAAAGGUUCAGUGAACGUUGAAGCAGACAGCAAUAAGUCGGAGCAGAGCCCGUCAGCAAACGACACACCCGAGCACCAACGUCUGAUACCUGUUGACAAGUGCCAAAAAGAGCCCUCCAUGACCUCAUCAGACAGUCAGAGUCAGCCAGACUCAAGUCAGAGUCACAUCAGCGGUGAUUGGUUAGAACGCACCAGCCAGGAGGAGUCUCUGCCAGAGCAGCCUUCAAUCUCCAGCCCUUUGGUCAACGUCAGCAUCACAACCACCUUUAACUGUCACCUUAACCCGACAACAGCAACCUGCUCCAUCCCGGUCAGCCCAUCUGCACUCACACCUCAUUCUGUAACUUCAGUACCACUGUCUCAGGAGGAGGUCUGUAUCUCCUGCCAGCAAGAAGACGGCAAAGAAGCACUGCAGUCGGUUCAGGAGAGCAGCCCGUGUGCGUUCUGAUUGGUGUCACUAAUUUUCUCUGGGAAAAGCGCAUUUAUUGUGUCAUUGCUGUGUAAACUGACAUUAAAGGGAUAGAUCGAAAAAUGAACAUCUGGGGCACCAUCGAUUUCAAUAGUAAGAAAAAAUAAUACUAUGGAAGUGAAUGGUGCCCCAAAUCUUUCAAAGGAAAAAGAAAGUAUUUUUUGGCUAAAAACUUGCAUUGUUGUGAAGUUUAAGGAUUACUCCGUUCAGUAAUGCUCUUUGACAUUUAACCAAUGUAUGUUUGUAUUUUAUAUAUGUUUGUUUGUUGACAGCACAGCACCUGGUGAGAUUAACCCCUUCAGACCCUGUCUCCACUGGAAUGGACAUCACAUGUUUUGUGGUUUAAACCAAUAAAAAUGCUGAUCAACCAAUCAAAACAAGGCAAGCUGAUUAAACCCCUGAAAAAUCAGGUCUGAAGGGGUUAAGAAUGAAGUAAGAGUCACUGCACUGUAUUAGAUAUGAAGCUAGCGCCACACAGUGGUUUUAUGUAAAUAUUCAAGCUAAUAUGUUAAGGGAUAUUAUGUCAUAUGAAGGAGAAAUAAUCAGAAUUGCAGGGAUUUAUUUUAGCGUUACAUAAAUGUUACAUAAUUCUGAUAUCCAAGGGCUAUACAUAUAAGAGAUCAUUUUAUAUUACAUUGUAUUUUUGAAUUUGUAUAUAAUUGAUUUGUAUAGUAAUCGUUUUUAUUGUAAAAUUUUGUAUAUACAUUUAUAAAAAAAACAAGUGAAUUCACAGUUGUUUGUCUGUUAUUUUGUAUUAUAUUGUAUUUUUUAUUUAGGGGUGUAUAACUAU
Paramisgurnus dabryanus is the source of this 2283-nucleotide messenger RNA. RefSeq names its product tumor necrosis factor receptor superfamily, member 1B (gene tnfrsf1b). The record is from RefSeq and is a predicted model, not a curated record. Gene Ontology annotation, molecular function: protein binding. Lineage: Eukaryota; Metazoa; Chordata; Actinopteri; Cypriniformes; Cobitidae.